Molecule: messenger RNA, 717 nt
Organism: Parnassius apollo (apollo)
Lineage: Eukaryota; Metazoa; Arthropoda; Insecta; Lepidoptera; Papilionidae
Source: the annotation of a GenBank genome assembly
AUGAAGUGGCCGGGUACAGGUGCUGAAGAAGAGGCGGGCGAAGCAGGUUUGCAAAAUGCCCGCGCUCCACAAACACGCAGUCAAGAUGAUGCUGGUGUACAUUACGUUUUUCAGCGAGAUCCACAAGAAGGAGAACUACCUACCUGUUCUUUAGCCCCUAAACAACGCUGGGCGGUUGGUGAUGAUACAAUGUCAGAGAAUCAAGACAAAUGGAAAAACCCAACACCUAUGUCCAUGAAUAACAUGCAUCAGCAGGGGGCUGUACAAUUGAAAGGCUCUCAAACAAAUCAACAAUAUAUUAAUCAAGCUAUAGCCUCAUCUGUGGGCACACUUGCUAUGAAUCCAUCAGUUAUUGGAAGUCACCCUGCUCACUUGGCUACUAGCAUGGUCCAUACACAACUAGCACCACUGCAAAACCAUACUAUAGGCAAUAACUUGACAAUCCAAAAUAGUGCAAUGAUGUUGCCACCAUUGCAAGGAAUACAGAAUGCACCACAGAUGGGACAGCAGGGCCUGUAUGAUUUACAUCCACAUCAUGCUAAUCCAAUGCAAGCCAUGAAUGGAAUAGGAAAGAAUGCUGAACAUUUAAUGUAUUUAAGCCAAGCAGGAAUGCUUGCCCCCGCUACAAAUCAGUUCUUGCAAGGGCAAAAUCAGCUUGGCUUGACACCUGUGGCUGCUAUCAGGAACCAGGUGAGUUUUAAACAUCUCUCUCGUUAA